GAUGCAAUCAUAGAUAAGUUUAGAUAAAGUCCUGCUACUAGAGAGUAGAGCUUUACAGGGGUGAUAACAAGAUGUCCCUUUACAAGAAACUGAGGAGCAUCUUGGACUAUCUGCUAGGUCUUCUGGUCUCUAUAUUCUCUCUCAUCAUCAAUGGGGACCGUGCCAAGGCUAGGAUCCCAGCUAUCAGGAACCCUCUACUCCUUGAGAGUGCCACAAGCCUUGCCCGUAAGAUUAGGACCAGAGAGGUAACUUGUACCGAGGUGGUGGAAGCCUACAUUGCACGGAUCAAAGAGGUCAACGACCUCCUCAAUGCCGUGGUCGUCGAGCGAUUCAACGACGCCCUCUCAGAAGCGGAGCAGGUUGAUAGGAUGUUGCAAUCUGGGGAUGUGCCUGAGAGAUACUCUGAGAAGAAUGCCCCAUUGCUUGGUGUUCCUGUGUCCGUGAAGGAAGCAUUUGAAGUGACAGGUAUGCCAAACACCAGUGGCCUCGUUAACAGGAAAGGGGUGACGGCCCCACGUGAUGCCCCGCCUGUCGCCAACAUGAAGCGGGCGGGGUGCAUCGUACUGGGACUGACCAAUUGCAGUGAGCUGUGUAUGUGGUAUGAGUCUGCUAACUAUGUCUACGGGAGGACAAGCAAUCCUUAUGAUAUCAGGCGGAUGGUUGGGGGUAGUUCUGGAGGAGAAGGCUCAAUCAUUGGUGCUGGAGGCUCAGUCAUGGGCAUUGGAGCUGACAUAGGGGGCAGCAUUCGCAUGCCGGCAUUCUUCAAUGGCAUUUUUGGUCACAAGCCCAGCUGUGGUGUGGUCAACAAUGAUGGUCAGUACCCGACUGUCCAGACAGCCAAGGGCAAUGAACUAAUGGUAACUGGACCUUUGUGCCGAUUCUCGGUGGACCUCAUCCCUCUCCUCAAGGUCAUGGCUGGGCCACAUGGCUGCGCCAAACUGCGAUUGGACGAGCACGUUGACCUGCGAAGGCUGCGGUAUUUCAGCAUGGGAACGGACGACCGGAAGAUGCUUGCCUCUGGUUUAGAUCCAGAGCUCAGAGCUGCCCAGCUCAGGGCAGGCAAGUACCUUGAGGAGAAACUGGACAUUCAGGUGACCCACAGGACCAAUCGUCGAUUCUUCUACUCUAUGGGUAUGUGGACGGCGAUGAUGACUGCUUCGGAUGAGGAGAGUUUUACCAGUCAGAUGGGUGACCAUGGAGCUCCGGUCACUCCCAUUAUUGAGCUUGUCAAACGCUGCUUUGGUCAGUCCACCCACACUGUUCCAGCAAUCCUUCUCGGUCUGAUUGAGAAUAUUGACCGUCUCAUGCCGGGUAACAUGGAGAAACUUCUCAAGGCUUGCCAGAAACUACGCAACGAGAUCUCCACCAUGCUGGGCGAUGACGGCGUCCUCCUCUACCCUACCCACCCCAAGAUGGCGCUCUACCACAACGCCCCCAUCUUCUACCCGUUCAAUGUAGCCUACACGGCGAUCUUCAAUGCCCUCGGCUUUCCGGUGACGCAGGUCCCGCUGGGACUCAGCACCAAUGGGCUACCGCUCGGUGUUCAGGUGGUCGGUAAUAAGUACUGUGAUCACCUGACCCUUGCCGUUGCUAGAGAACUAGAGAGAGGGCUCGGAGGCUGGACUUCUCCUAUUGGUGUUUCUCACUUACAUGGUAAGACAUUGGAAUGAUGGUAUUUGUCACUUAUUUACAUGGUAAAAAAUUACCACAUUGAUUGUAUUGCUUGUAUUGCUCAAUCACAUGGUAAAAUCAUUUUAAAAUGAUAAUAUAUUUUUAGUUGAAUUAUAAUUGUAUUUUCUUAUUUAUAUUAUAAUCUUUGUGUGAUUGUUUGUCUUAUGGUUAUAUGCUUCAAGAUUAGGAUAAAAUACAUCCCUCAAUUAUGCAAUUAGUUACAAGAAAAAUGAUAUUUCUAACUUGUAUAAUGAAAUUAUACAUGUAUAACAUUAGAUUAUUUAUUUGCAUUAUGAAUUAUCAUAACAAUAUUUAUCAUCGACUGCAAAGUCAAAAAGGUAUUCAUCAUUAAUAUGGUGAUUUUUUUUUCCAUGAUUGUUAUUCCUAUGGAAAUGGAAAUUCAAUAGUACACAAGCAUAUGUUAUAAAGUCAGGGUGAACAUUCAAUAACAGUAUUACCUACAUGUAGUCACUUUUGUGGUGAAGCUAUGAUGGCAAAAGACAAAGUCUGAAGGAGAAUUUUUUGCUUUCUACCACUAUUGUAUUGCUGCUUAGGAAAUUGAAAUUGAAGACUUUCUUCCCCAUCGAAUAGUAUUACCUACAGUAUUUUGGAUCCGUAAGUUUGAAAAGUACUAAGAUUAAUGAUAUUCUAUGACAAUUGUUUAAUAUAUAUAAAAAGCUUUUAAAAACCCUAAACAUAUAUUGGAUUUUUUUGUCACAACCAUACAAUUACAAUAGACCAGUUCGUAGUUACUUCAUGGACAAUUUUGGUCAAAUGACCUUUCAUUUAUUUCAUUAUGAUAGGCAGAUUUCAAAGCAAGAUAUUAUGUAAGCUUGCCUUACAUGGCAGGAUGAAGAAAUUGAAUAGACCAGGUGACUAGAAUAGCACACCAAUGAACACUUUAUGAAGAUAUUUGUUGCAUUCCUACUUUGAAUGCAUAUCAUAGCAUGUUGCACAAUGUACUUGGCAACCUGUGAAAUACCAGUCGUUCGUGGACGCAUUGUUGUUUUUUGUGGAUGUAAAUGAAAACCACAAUUCAAAAGAAUAUAUGAAUAAUCAAGACAUCAAAGUUGGUGCUUAUCUCAUUAGAUUUUAAACCACCAUGUCACUUUAGUAUAAAUGACCUUCCACUGAUCAUGCGUAGAAUCUUUUGAUCAUGUGCAGAAAGGAACUACGAACUGGCUUAUUAGUUAUACAUUAUGAGUUUCGUUCAGAACUGCUGUUACAGUUGUAAAGUGAUAACCAAAAAUUUUGUGUAAGAUUUUGAUUAUCUGUCUUAAUGGGUGUUGGGAGGGGGAGGGUUUGAGGAUUAAAAGCAGAAGUUAAUGAAUUUCUCAGCCAGGGUGUGCAUGUGUGGAGGUGGGGGGGGGGGGGUGAUACUCUGAUUUUACCCCUCUUCCCUGGCUUCUUUGAAUUGAUAUAUGACUCUCUUACAUUCCGUAUUUGCAGUUUGCAGAGCAGCGUGAUAUGACGACAUGAUAGAAUACGAAAAUCGAAGGAUUUUUUAAAACAAUUUUUUCCAUUGAUAUUUGAUAUUUUUACAUCAGAUUUUAAAAGAAUGUAGCCAAUUUUUUAUUGAAGUGCAUUUUAGGAGUAAUUGAUGAUAGUAAGAAAGGAGAGCCAAUAUCAAAGUGAGUGCAGUGAUAACACUUGGGAAAAUUUGCCAUUUUAUACUUAAAUUACCAAGGAAAAUUAUGUACAAUCUAGAUUUAAGAUAAAGGGACAUUUGUAGGCCUAUAAUUCAAAUAUUAUUCAUGAGUAGAAAAUAUUAGGCCAUUCUGAUAUCAACAGUGAUGAUAUCAGUCAAUGAAAAAUAGCCCCCAGCUGUGCAACAAUAAUAGUUUCUACAUGUUUACAAUAUUUUCCUGAGAAUUAUCUAGAUCUAUGGUCACAGACAAUGCAGGCACUAUACUUCUCAGCAGUUGCGGGUUUCAGCGAUAUGAAUGAUACGCUUUCCGAUCGCCUCCUCCUAUUAUGAUAAUAAUAAUUUAUAUAUCGUAAAAUUGCAAAUUGCUUUUUAAGCGGUUGAGAGAAAAGAAAUAUUGACUGGAAAGAAAGAGAGAAAUAUGGGUAACGAGAACAAAGGUUCGCAUAAGAAAUACAAACCAGUUUAUAACACCCAUCAGGGUCCUGUAACACAAAGGUUAGCGAUUGAUUGUACGCUUGAUCUUUACGACUGAUUGUACAUUGUAGUCAAUGGAAUCAAUCGUAGAAAAAUGUUCUACGAUCAUUGCUAAGUUUUGUGUUACAGGCCCCUGAAUAUGAGUCGCUUUCAUCCAGAUUUUGUAUCUGAUAGAAUAGACAUAGGACCUUGUGUGAAGGGUAGUUUUUUGCUUAAUGAUGUGUGAUUUAGAGUGCAGUAUUAGAAAUUCAAUCUCUACAUGUAUGUGAUUUGAAAGAAUUUCAGUUGCAAGACCAAAGAAAUGUACCUGUUGUGCAUAUUAUUUUUGAUGCAAGAAUGCCUUAAACAUUUGACUCUGAGUGGAGUUUGCUUUUGUAAAAUUCUCAGAGUGCUAAAGUUUGACACAAUUUUUGUUGCAUUUCAGCAUUUUGUGACAUUUCAGCAGUGAAUGAUGUAAAUCCUCUACAUGCCAGAUUUGACACAAUUGAUUCGUAUUGACCCGAGGUGUGGUCACACCAUGCUUACUUAGCCCCAUUGAAAUAAGUAUAGGUUGGCCUGGUUCAUAACCAUUUGGAACUCGAUCAAUAGAGUACCGAAGCGUGACGUCACUGUCAUGACAAUGAACCAGCUGGUUCUAAACAGAGUCGCAGCUGACGAUCGUUUAUACACAUUUGCAUUUGCAAAAAUUACCAUCAUUCUGAGGUUGCGAGCGAUGAAAUUUUGAUAGCAGCCAUUUUCUCCUAUGAGAAACACGCUCCGGUUUCAUUUGUUUAGAACCAGGCUGCCAUGACACCAUGGCAACUGAUGUCAUCGCUUCGGUACUCUAUUAUACCAAUAUUAGCGGGGCCAAAUGUAGUUGGUAUUCAGAAGGCCACAUCUAGACUUAGCCUCCUUAGAACAAUUUCUACCAAAUUUGGGCUGUGCACAUUUUAUAUCAUGCUACACCAAGACGUAUCCACAAUGUUGAAAAGCAAAAAAAAAAGGUUAUUUUUUAUGUCAUCGCUACCGUAAUUUUUGUAGUGGUGUAAGGUUUUGUCUUAAAAAAAUGUAAAAAGUGACUUGCAGAUGGUAUGUGCUAAAUCAUUGAAUGCAGUAUGUUAUUAACUCUUUUUUUUUACAUUUCGUUUUUAAAUUACAAUAAUGUUGACCUCAUCUUGCUAUAAUCAUGUGAAUCCCUCUAAGAUUUCAUAUGUUCUUGUUUUAUUGGUGCAAUGUUCAUGUGUUCAAUUUUAGUAUUGAAGAUAUUUAAUCUUAUUACUUACCAGAGCUACUGGUGAAAAUUACAGUAUUUGUGCGAUUUGCUUUGUCAAAAUAAUUAUUUUCGUACAUUGAAUGGUUUUAUGUCAAGUUUCAAUAAAAUGGAUUUGGAGAUGUAACAGUUUACUUAAUAUUUGUAAUUGAUAGUAAAAGGGCACAGGUCUCACCUGUAUUUGAAAAUGGUUAAAGUGUGUGGAUGUAACAUAAAUAAAUUUAUACAUAAUAUUUGUAAUGAUAGUUAAAGGGCACAGGUUUCGCCUGUAUUUGAAAAUGGUUUAGUGUGUGUCAUUGUACAUGUUUCUGUACAUCUAUACUUGGCCUAUGGUAAAGACUGGAUAAACAGGUUUUUGGAAGCUUUUCAGCGUCCUCAAUCUAACCUGUUAGAGCCAUCGUUAUGAAAAAGUUGGAGAACCGCCAAGUCCACAAUGCGUUCUUUUGAGGCCAUUAAAAGUACUUCUAGAGGUCAAGCAGGUACAAAGUUCCAAACUUCUUUCUCUUGCGUGUGCGUUGUUUCUUACGUGUUGGUUUGGCCCACUGGAGUACUUUUCCUGUAGCUUCAAAGGUCAAGUGUGCAGCAGCAUACAAUGGGAUCAAUCCAGCUUUUUAUAUCAAAGGUUAGAACAAGAUGAAUACCCGUCAUUCAAUGGUGGUGGUGGUGAUUACCCGAUUGCUAAGAAAGCAUGAAUGCUUGUUAGCAAGCAACCAGAGGACCGAUGGUUUUAGGUCCUCUCCGAGGGACCUGGUAAUGAGGAUUAAUGCCUUGCCAAAGGGCAGUAGCGCACCAAGAGGGAAUCGAACCCGGGUCACCGGAAUCCGAAACCCCCGCUCUACCGACUGAGCUGUCGUGCCCCCUAUUGCAUUAAUACCCUGCAACACAAGGAGACACAAUCAAUCUUAAAAUCAAUUGUAAUGCUGUUCCAUGUUAUGCCAUAUCUUUAAUUUUAUUCUGAGUUUUAUGUAUACAUGUUUUUUUUCAAAUUGUAUUGUGAUGAUUUUUCUCAACUCUGUCUAUUGACAUUAAAAUUAUGAACUAUUUAA
This is a messenger RNA of Lytechinus pictus (painted urchin), 6088 nucleotides long. RefSeq names its product fatty-acid amide hydrolase 2-A-like. The record is from RefSeq and is a predicted model, not a curated record. Lineage: Eukaryota; Metazoa; Echinodermata; Echinoidea; Temnopleuroida; Toxopneustidae. The transcript is spliced from 8 exons. The coding region runs from base 72 to 1670 and encodes 532 amino acids. Gene Ontology annotation, cellular component: endomembrane system.